AUGGCCAGCAUUAAAUACUUUCUCAUCGCAGGCGCAACUGGUCGUCAAGGCGGCGCAACAGUCGAUGCCCUCCUCACUCAUCCCGAUAUCAAAAUCAGACCAAAGCAAGUCUACGCACUUACUCGACAAGCUUCUGGACCAGGAGCCGUCAAACUCCGUGAGAAGUAUGGCGACAUCAAUAUUGUUGCUGGCGACUUAAAUAACCCCGAAUUAAUUCUCCAACAGCUGGACAAGGCCAUCCUUCCCAAAACUGGAAUCUUCCUCGCUCAAGCCCAUGGACCAACUGAAGUCACCGAUGCAGAGGAGCUCAUCGAUGCUGCUACGAGGAAUGGUAUUCCGUAUUUUGUGUACUCUUCUGUUGAUCGAGGGGGCCGUGAACUCAGCGAUAAGGAUCCUUCGUACUGCAAGACAUUCUCCGACAAAUUCCUCAUCGAGAAACAUCUUAUCAACGCCUGCUCUAAUUCAGAGAUGAAAUACACGAUCCUUCGUCCGACUUGGUUCGCUGAUAAUGCUUGGUGGGGUUUUCCAGGGCAACUCUGCAUGACGGGUUGGAGAGAGAACAUGAGGGGAAAGAAGAUGCAAGUCACCGUAACGAAAGAUAUUGGAAGAUGGGCUGUCGAAGCUCUUGUCCGUCCUGAUAGGGCCGGAAUUCGAAACCAAGCUCUCUCGAUUGCUAGUGAGGAGUUGAGCUUCAAGGACAUUGACGACAUCUUCAUCAAACAUACCGGCAAAGGCGUCCCUGUCACUUACGGCCUUCUGACACGACUCAUCAUCUGGAUGACCAAAGAUUUAAACACCAUGUUCAGCUUCAUCGGCGAGAGAUCUUAUGGUGCGGAUCUUGCAUGGUUGAAGACCCAGUUGGAGCCUACCACGUUUGAACAAUGGGUCAAGACCGACGUCCCAGGACGCGACAGCACCAGAGCUUGA
Molecule: messenger RNA, 927 nt
Organism: Fusarium redolens
Lineage: Eukaryota; Fungi; Ascomycota; Sordariomycetes; Hypocreales; Nectriaceae
Exons: 1
Coding region: 1-927 (308 amino acids)
Source: RefSeq, a predicted model, not a curated record